This is a messenger RNA of Xyrichtys novacula (pearly razorfish), 5359 nucleotides long. NCBI's taxonomy places the organism in Eukaryota, Metazoa, Chordata, Actinopteri, Labriformes, Labridae. The record is from the annotation of a GenBank genome assembly.
GUAUGUUCGCAGCCUCGCGCUUCUGUGUGCCAGUUUCCCUUGUGUCGGUCGCGCGAUCGAGCUAACAAAAUGUCGCGGGUUUAUAUAGGAAGGCUGAGCUACCGAGCCAGAGAAAAGGACGUGGAGAGGUUCUUCAAAGGCUACGGGAAGAUACUCGAAGUCGACCUGAAAAACGGGUAAGGAUGAGGCUGUUUGUCGAGACAUUUUAUUUUAUUUUUAGGCCUCACCGUGGGAACAACAGGCAGGCUGGGCCUAGUGAGCGGGCGCGGCCUGCUAAUGCUAACAAGCGGCUGCGGUGAAUAUUCACCAACCAAAACCAGUGCGGAAUAUAAACAUUAGCGAUGUUUGCAACAGGCAGAUUCGAUUGAUUUUGCAUUUUAUUUUUGAUAAUGUUGUGAUUUUGAGGUGGAGGUCGAGUUUGGAGAGCUCCGUUUGAAAGUAACAACCGCCUCGACGUCGAUUGUUAGCCGAAAGGAGCUAAUGUUAGACGUGGCAAUGUCACAGGCUCAUGCUAUCUACACAAGAGUCCACUGUGAACCACGCGGAGACCUAUGGACCCACACCAAAGUCUUUGUGCAGGAUCCAUUCACAGUCAUUAAUGUGUAAUCUGCCAGGCUCCCACAGUGAAAUACACCUAUUGAUGUUGCUAACAUAAAGGAGUCGAAAUCAGAAAUCUCAUUGAGCUGAUUUGCACAAACAAGGAUUUGGCCUACACGUGCAAAAACAAUCAACACAAGAAUAUCUCUAGAAACCUUUUUUUUAUCAUAAUGUUAAGUUUCACUUUCACGUGACAAAACACAAAUCAUAACUAUUAAAUUUAGGAUAAGGUAGAAAAAAGAGAGAAAGUAAAAAAAAUGUGCACGCAUUAAUAAAUAACACCAUGAGUGUAUUGUGGUGUGGCAGGUUUGUCUGUCUGCUCAGUAUCAAAGUAAUACUCAUGAUUUUUUUUCUUUCAAUUUUCUGGUUCUUAUAUAUCUUAAGGAGGGGUAACAGCAAAUAAAGUGUUUAUUGUAGUAAGAGUAGUAACACUUGUUGAUUUGGCUUCUAGUAGUGAAAUAAAUUAAUGUAGGAAGAAAAAAAAAGGAGGAUUAAAAUAUAUCUAUAUUAUAUAUGCAUGUACAUACCAAGUAAAAGUUUAUACAAUGCACACACACACACAAAAAAAUGGGAUAUAUUAAUUAAAAGUAAAUGCACAAAUAAGUUAAUUCAUAUUUCAUUCUCUUCUCCUCAAAAAAGAGAGGGCAAAUAAAUAAAUAAUAGCAAAACUUUUUCAUUCACUUAUUUCAUUUAAAUCAAAACUAAGCAUUGUACAGUACAAUAACUUCGGUAUAUACUGAAAUUUGACUCCUUUACCCGACCAGGAUUGUGGCCAUUUUUCCUGCUGACCUUGAAUUCAGCCAGAAAGCUUAUUAAUGUCAAGCAGCUCUCUAUUGCAGUGAAUCGACAGCUGUACUUAGCGAAAUGUGUCCAACUUCAAGACUAUAUUGCUAAUUAUUUUAACAUUUGAUUUUAAUCUUGGGUUUAUGUUCACCUCUGUUGUAUUUUGAGUAGUUCCUCUCAUGAUAUUGUCUGUAUUGUGCUCUGGGAUUAAAGUUUUUAUUCCACUCUCUUCUCAAGGUACGGCUUCGUUGAAUUUGACGACCCCCGUGACGCAGACGAUGCGGUCUAUGAUCUAAACGGCAAAGAGCUGUGCGGAGAGAGGGUCAUUGUGGAGCACACCAAGGGACCCCGUCGCGAUGGAGGUUAUGGUGGUGGAGGUGGAAGAAGUAAGUGUCCAUGGAGUAUUUUGCAUACUUUUCAUUAAUAAUGGCAUUGAUGAGGGAUUUUUAUUCAUUACAGGAAACCGUCAUUCUAAAUUUCAACGGGGCAAAAAGUCAAACUUGUCCUUGGUGGCUGUUGUGCAUUUAAUUUAUGUACUGGUAUUUCUAAAGGGAGGACUCGGGGCGAUUCUCUGACAGCGCCUUCUACCUUUUGGGGACACUUACAACUGUUGAUGGUAUUAAGCUAGACAGAAGAUUGUGGCUGUUUUCAUUUCACCUUUUGAUCAUGUAAGAGUGCGGCCCACCCAUCUACACCCAUCAAUGACACCCCCUUGUUAAACAUACGGCAACAGCUGAAGUUUCGCGAUUCGGCACUCCAGAUACAGAGAGGCCACUCACUUUCCCCCCUAAAGAACAAAAGGCGUGAGAGGAGAUUGUCCUCACCAUACGUCACGUGAUAAAUUUUGUGCGCACCAGAGCCACCAAUGACUUGGUAAAUAUCUUGGCUUUCCAUACAUGGAUUGGAAAUGCAGUAUAAUGUAAAUCUGUGAUGGGGAAAUGGCUAACUGAUGACAAAAUCAAAUGUUUUAAUUUGAAUACUGUUAAUUAACUCUUUUUAUUGUUAAAUAUCUUGUAACCUACUGAUGUUUUAUUCCGUUUUUAUUUCUUAAAGAUGAUUGUCAAUUUAAAGGUAAAGAUUUAACAAAGAACCUCAAUGUUUUAAUUGAAAGAGUCCUUUGCUGACUGCCUGCCCCUAUUGCUGGCCAUGGUGUCCCCCCUUUCCAAGAGUGUGGUUUGACCAUUCUGGGCCCCUGGGCAGACCAAAAAAGGGAGCCAUUGUGAAUGAAGACCGCUUUUCCCAUUAGGCCCAGGCCGGGUGGUGAGGAUGCCAUGGGGGUUAGGAAGAGAUGUGGGUUCAGCUCUUAUAGGUGCCUGAAAAAAAAAAAGAACAUGUUUUGUAACAGUGCAAUGUUUUUAGAUAGGAUAGUUAGAAACUUGCUUUAGUUCACCGUAAGUACUUCCUCGAUCAGUUAUGUUUUUCAAUUUUUGUUUUUUCUUAUUUAACAACGAGGUCGAUUGAACUUUAACCAAAAUUCAAUAAUCUGAAACUGUGUUCUGUAGAUUUAGGUCUAUAGAUAAAGCUCUUGAAUUGAAAUAAAGAUUUUUUUUUUUUUUUUUUCAAGGUUUAAAAAUUUGAUUUUUUCUUUUUGUAAGUUUUUUUUUUUUUUUUUCACCUUUGCUUUUCCCCUUCCUUGUUUCCUUUUCCAAGUGAAUAUUGACAUAGCUCUUUUGUAGCCUGAAGUUUAGCACAUUUGCAUCACCUCUGUUUCUUUUUGGGCCCUCAUUUUUCCUUUCCCUUCCUUGUUACAUUAAAAGGUGGAUAUGGACGCUGGGGAAGAGACAGAUAUGGUCCGCCUAUAAGGACAGACUAUCGGCUCAUUGUUGAGAAUCUCUCCAGCCGCUGCAGCUGGCAGGACUUGAAGGUAUGAUUUGGUCAAAGUUCGCUCUGAAGCAGCUUUUUUGAUUUAUCUCUGUGCUUUCUUCUGAGUAUGGUUUGUUUUUCCACUUUCCUUGAAGGACUACAUGAGGCAAGCAGGUGAGGUGACCUAUGCUGACACCCACAAAGGUCGGAGGAACGAGGGGGUGAUAGAGUUCAGGCUCUACUCUGAUAUGAAGAGAGCUCUGGAGAAGCUCGACGGGACAGAAGUGAACGGCAGAAAAAUCCGGCUCAUAGAAGACCGCCCUGGAGCCAAACGGAGACGCUCCUAUUCUCGCAGUCGCAGCCGCUCCAGGUACGCAUGCCUCGCACAUACAAGUUCAUCUUUACAUGUACUAGAUUAGCAAGAAGUUUAAGAUUAAGAUGGCCUCUUAUUGUUUGUUUUUUAGGUCUCGCUCCAGGAGCCGCAGAUCUCGCAAGAGUCGCAGCCGCAGUGAGAGCAGCAGCCGCAGCCGUUCCCACUCCAGGUGAGAAAUCCCUAAUCAAAGCAGAUGCUGUAAAACUGUUUCAUAGGAAUUGAAUGUGUUAAUUGUGCGUUAUCUAACACUCUAUUUCUAGUAAAGCCACUGCUCUUUGCAUUUGAUAUCGAACUGUAACAACGAUAUACAGCCAAGCAGCUGUCGUUUAAAAACCACAUUACAGUUUUGGCAUUUGGUAGCCUGUUAAGAGAAAGAUGAGAGCAUAGUUUUCCAGAAAUAGACGCAGAAAUUCUUAGAAAUUGCACAGGUGUUUGCACUUGUGGUCACGUAGCCUAUAGCGAGUGAAGGCCAACAGUAGUCUGAUAUUUAUGGCUGCUGUUUUUCCACUGCCCAAGUCUAAAUCAUGAAGUCAAAGUUGAAACCCGCCGCCUUCCUGAUCCAGAGUGAAUGUAGGUCUUUGCUGGUAGAGUUUCAGGCUGGUCAGAAGAGGCAUGAUUGAUUCAAUUUAAAGUGUGUUUAAUAAGUUCCUGUAAAAGACAGUGAAAGUAAUCGUCACACUCUGCAUGAUUCAUUUUAUCUUAUUUAGGUUCUCUGGGGUAAAAUUGUCGGCAUCAGUAAAUCGGUAAAUUUAUUCUGUUUCCUUCACAGGGCGGCGUCUCGCUCCCGCAGCCGAUCUCGCAGCAAGAAGAACAAGUCAAAGGGCAAAAAGGAAGACGAGGAGCGCAGCAACGGCGCCCAGAAGAACAAGGACAGCAGCAGGAGCCGCAGCCCCAAGAGCAAAAAGACCAAGAAAGACGGAAAGAAGGGCAAGAAGGACGACUCCAGGUCCAGGUCUCGCUCUCACUCCAGGUCCCGUUCAAGAUCAGGAAUCAAGGAUCGCUCCAGGAAAUCCGGCUCCAAGGGCCGCGAGCAGCCUAAGAGCGACGACGAGGGAGGUGAGCCCGACAGAGGCUCCCGCUCCCGUUCUCGCUCCCCUGCCGAUUCCAAAUCCAGGGCCAGGUCUAAAUCCAAGUCCAAAUCCAAGUCCCGUUCCCCCUCUCCCGUCAAAGCCCGCUCCCACUCCCGCUCUGCCUCCCGUUCCGAGUCCCGCUCUAAAUCCCGCUCCCCGUCUCGUUCUCGCUCUCGUUCCCGCUCUUAGUUCACAUUUUGGACUGUUCGUCUCAAACCCUCAUCUGGCCGUCUCCCCCUGUCCUCCAGUAACAUUCCCCAGAGCCCUCAACACGGCCCCCAUCCACUGUUUUUGAUAACUAGCUGUAGAAUACCAGGCACUCUGCUCGAUGUCUUUUAUGCACACGCUACUCCAUUAUGUUUCGACGUAUUUUUCAUUAGCGCUGUCCCGUACAGAGGUGUUUGUAAAUUUACAGGGUGCAAUCUGAGUUUUAUAAGUUUCAAUGAUGGUAAGUGUCUUAGCCUUUUUUAAUCAGAUGUAGAAGCUUCUUGUUUUUGUCAAAGUGCUGGGUGGGAAUUUGUUCUAGCAUCUCCUCACCUUUUGUGGAAUCCUCGUUUCAUUUUAUUUCAGAUUAAAAACUGCCUGUUAUACAUCUGCCUGUAGAGUUGUUUUUCUUUUGGUUACAGUGAUUGUUUAUAGAAGUGAAGGAUGUUUUUGUAUUCAUCAUUAUUCAAACAGGAGCGCAAACCUAUGCUGUUUAUACUUCUUUGUAUUAAAAUCUUAAAGACAAUCA